Messenger RNA from Arachis stenosperma, 1328 nucleotides. Its product is annotated as ER membrane protein complex subunit 7 homolog. Gene Ontology annotation, cellular component: EMC complex. The record is from RefSeq and is a predicted model, not a curated record. Lineage: Eukaryota; Viridiplantae; Streptophyta; Magnoliopsida; Fabales; Fabaceae. Gene Ontology annotation, molecular function: carbohydrate binding. Bases 124 to 768 code for a protein of 214 amino acids. The transcript has 6 exons.
AUACUUAUUCUGCAACACCAGAUCCCCCACACCCCAGUAGAGUGGCAUCUUCUCCCUCUAACAGUUGAAAUCAAACCCUGUUUUUGGUUUCAGCUGACAAAAACAAAGGUUUCUAGAUUCACGAUGCAACCCAAAUCGCUUCUUCUUCUUCUCUCUCUUCAAUUAUUCAUCUGCUUCGCACUCGCUCAAUCUACCACCGGGUCCGCUGAAGGUUACACCAUUUAUGGUCGAGUGAAGAUCCCCAGCAAUUUAGGAACAAAAGACUAUAUAAUUCCUGGAAAAGUGUCGAAUGUCAAAGUCAUACUCAAUGGUGGUCAGAGAGUUACUUUUUUGAGGCCUGAUGGAUAUUUCUCAUUCCACAACGUCCCUGCAGGGACUCAUCUAAUUGAAGUGGCUGCACUGGGCUAUUUCUUCUCUCCGGUACGAGUUGAUGUCAGCGCCAGAAACCCUGGCAAAAUACAGGCAGCAUUGACGGAAAGUAGGAGGGGGCUCACUGAGUUUGUGUUAGAGCCAUUGAAGGAGGAACAAUAUUAUGAGAUUAGGGAACCAUUCUCUAUUAUGUCCAUUGUGAAAAGUCCAAUGGGUCUGAUGGUGGGAUUUAUGCUCAUUGUUGUCUUCCUCAUGCCCAAAUUAAUGGAGAACAUGGGUAUGCCUCUUAAGUUUCUCUGUGAACUUUUUUCAUUUCCGUGGUGGUUUAUCUGUUUUGCAUUUCCUUGGUUGUUUAUCUUUUUUUUCGAAUUAUCGUUGUUUAUCUCUGCCAAAUGGUAGUUGUUUCUCAGUGUAUAGACUAUAAAGCAGCAUAUUAGUAUAUUACCCUACACUUUGCAUAAUUUAUGCUGAUGGCUCCAUUAUGAUGUGAUGGGAACAGAUCCGAAGAAAUGAGACGUGCACAAGAAGAAAUGAGAAAUCAAGGAGUUCCAUCUUUGGCAAGCAUGUUACCUGGUGCUGCAAGAAGCAAUUAGGUGUAUGAGCAAUAAGGAACAAGUGAGCAAGGUGAUUGAACUGAACAGGAGCUCAAGAUUUGUGGCAUACUAUGAUUGCCAAAGUUUGUUAUGGAUGCUAAGAAAAAUAUCUUUGGUAUUUAUAUUCUGGAAUAGUUGAAUUUGGAAAUUCCUGAUAAGAUGUUAGAAAGUUUGAUUUAAUUUAAACACUCAGUGUAGGACAUCGAUUAUAAUGCUCACCUUACAAACAUGCACUCAUAUGGAUAGGAACUUUUUGGUUUGAAAGUAGAAACUUGUAUAAUAUUCUUCUAGUCAUUCUUUCGCUCGAGAAAAGAAUUGAAUUGUGAUCUCUUUUUGCUGCAUAGUGGAUGAGUGGAGUUGGUUGUC